CAAAUAUAAAUUUUAAAACAACAACAAAUGAGGUUCCUCUCUUCUCUUCUUCUGUGCUAGUCGCUAGGGCAUCGGGCGAGAAGGUGAAACCGUGAGACCACCACAGCUAGCAAUCGACUGCGAACACCGUCUAGUUACAGUUACUGGUACUUUUCUGGUUUGGGAAUACCCUGUUCUGGGCGAAGGUUGCAGCCAACGGAAACUGGAUUCUGCUCCUUUGUGGCUGGUCUAUUUGCGCUAAGGUCUUGAGCGAAGGGAACCCUCCCCUAGGCGACACAAAUCAUCAGAUUUCAGAUGCCGAACAGUCCCUUUACUACCGGUUUUUCAUACCUGCAAUUGAGAUUGACGCCACUCUACCGCUAGGAAGAAUCUCAGGCCCUUCUCACAACCUUCCUGCUGGUAGAUCCAAGUGCUGGUUAUAUGGGCUUGGAAGAGCCUCCUCUUGAGACCCUACGCCUGAAAUCUCAGGCCUAACAGAGAAGUUUUGAAGGAGAUAUCAUCACCACCAUCUCUCUUUGUUUUGCUGCUGGUUCUUGUUUGUGUCGUGAGGUUGAAGACAACCUCAUAAAGUGAGAACCAAAGCCAAUUCGUCGAAGGAAAUAGAAACUGAGAAACAUGCCGCUUUAUGAUUGUAUGCUGUUAUUGAAGCCCCAUGUUCAGAAGGAGGCUAUGAUGGACUUGGUUGCUCGAGUAGGAGGACAUGUUUACAGAAGGAAUGGUGUUCUUACCAACAUUAAAUCUUUUGGUACAGUUCAGUUGGGUUAUGGUAUUAGGAAACUUGAUGGAAGACAUUACCAGGGUCAACUGAUGCAGAUGACAAUGAUGGCUACACCAAACUUCAACAAAGAGCUACAGUACCUGAAUAAGGAAGAUCGGCUACUUCGAUGGCUUCUAGUGAAGCACAGGAAUACCAAAUAUGGGCUGGAAUUUGUGGGCGAGGACGAUGGAAAGGGUGAGCUGUACAAGUUAACAAGGAGCAGAAUAUAUGAUGAAGAGAUUGAUGAUGUUGACGACGACGAUGAUGAUGAUGAUGAUGAUGAGGAAUAUGAGGUGCAUGAAGAGCAGAACAACGAAAACUGAAAUGUGAAUCAAACUAUUUGGUCCUGCUUAAGUUCUCAUGAUUUUUUCUGUUUCAAAGAGAGUUUGUAUCGUAAUUUCAUUUAACUGGCUUAUGUCUUUUUUGAGUUCUGAAUCAUCUGUAGCUUUGAAGUUGUGUUUAUUCUUGCUUGGUUUGUAAAUGCAUAAUUGGCAUUCUGGUUU
Molecule: messenger RNA, 1260 nt
Organism: Macadamia integrifolia
Lineage: Eukaryota; Viridiplantae; Streptophyta; Magnoliopsida; Proteales; Proteaceae
Product: homeobox protein 12-like
Exons: 4
Coding region: 616-1080 (154 amino acids)
Biological process (GO): translation
Cellular component (GO): ribosome
Molecular function (GO): small ribosomal subunit rRNA binding; structural constituent of ribosome
Source: RefSeq, a predicted model, not a curated record